GACGUGUGGAGGCGUCUCCAUCAUUCGAUUUUUCAAAAUUCAAACUUUCCUUCGCCUCAAAGCAAAUUCAUGCUCCGCAACUCAGCAUUUUCCCUUAUUAAUAUUUAGGGUUUUCAUCGUCGUUGUUUGCAUUGUCUAAAUUCUUGAACUUUUUGAGGGGAAAUUGCGGUGGUGGGUUUUGAAAGCUAGAAGUUGGAGCUUCAAUGGCGGAAGAAGGUGAUGCUUUUUACGUUGUUCGGAAAGGCGACGUUAUUGGCAUUUACAAAAACUUCACGGAUUGCCAAAACCAAGCCGGUUCUUCGGUAUGCAAUCCUUCUGUAAGUGUGUUCGAAGGCCACUGUUUGCCGAAGGAGGCUGAGGAGUACCUUGUCUCCCACGGCCUUAAGAAUGCUUCUUAUACUAUCAGUGCCAGUGAUGUGAAAGAUGACGCUCUUUUCGGAAAACUCGUUGCUUGCCCUAUCCAGCAGCCAGAUUCGCCUGCCAAUGACUCACCGCCAAAGAGAUCACAUGAGGCGGUUGGGGCUACUGCAUUCCCGAACUCUCAGACUCAGAGAAAGCAUUUCAAAUCUGAUAUUCAAACUGAAGCUGUUGCAAAUUCAUCUAGUUGUCAGCCAGAUUCUUCUAUAGUAAAAUCAGCUGCCAAGGACUCACCACCUAAGAGAUUGCAGGACAUGAUUGGAUCUACUCCAUUCCCGAUAUCUCAGAGGAGGCAUUUCACACCGGAUAACCACAUUGAAAAUCUUGGAAUUUCUUCUUUUUGUCAAACCUGUAUACUUGAGUUUGAUGGUGCUUCAAAAGGAAAUCCUGGACUAGCUGGUGCAGGGGCUGUCCUACGAGCUGAAGACGGAAGCGCUGUGUACCGUUUGCGUGAAGGGGUGGGAAUUGCAACAAAUAACGUUGCAGAAUAUCGAGCUGUAAUUCUGGGAUUGAAAUAUGCUCUUGAGAAAGGAUAUAAACACAUUCGUGUUAAAGGAGACUCUAAACUUGUCUGCAUGCAGGUUCAAGGUCUCUGGAAAACGAAAAAUCAGAACAUGGCUGACCUGUGUGAAGUGGCCAAGGAGCUCAAAGACAAGUUUAUGUCAUUUGAGAUCAAUCAUGUUCUUAGGGAAUACAAUUCUGAGGCUGAUGUUCAAGCAAACCGAGCAAUAAAUCUUCGAGAUGGACAAGUUGAAGUGGAUUGGAAUGGGAAGUAGCUCAAACAAAAUGCUGGGAAGGGGAAGGCGUCGUUUUGUAAGCCGAAAGAAUUAGUCCAUUAGAUUCGAACUUGUUUAAACAUAUGCAAUCAGAUUCUGUUGGGUAAAAGAUGUUUCGAACUUCUCAUGGAACAAAGCACUCCUUGAUGUAAAGUUUUCAGUGCUCAUUUUGGAACCCAAAACUUAUUGCUAAUAUAAGGCUCGUUUGAGAGUGCUGAUGUUGGAAGCACUUUUGCUCA
Malus domestica (apple) is the source of this 1432-nucleotide messenger RNA. RefSeq lists its product as uncharacterized. Lineage: Eukaryota; Viridiplantae; Streptophyta; Magnoliopsida; Rosales; Rosaceae. The record is from RefSeq and is a predicted model, not a curated record. Gene Ontology annotation, molecular function: nucleic acid binding; RNA-DNA hybrid ribonuclease activity.